Messenger RNA from Chanos chanos (milkfish), 1887 nucleotides. It is a transcript of the gene lingo4a, whose product is annotated as leucine rich repeat and Ig domain containing 4a. Bases 1 to 1887 code for a protein of 628 amino acids. Lineage: Eukaryota; Metazoa; Chordata; Actinopteri; Gonorynchiformes; Chanidae. The record is from RefSeq and is a predicted model, not a curated record. Gene Ontology annotation, molecular function: protein binding. The transcript has a single exon.
AUGUACUUUGAGUCUCUGCCCUUCCUUCCUCUGCUCCUGCAGGCUGGACCCCAGAUGUGUGUGGAGGUGGCUGUCCGUUAUAGCGCCCUCCUCUUCUGGGUUGCUGGCCUGGUGUCUACAGCUGAACACACCUGGUCCUGCCCCCAGCGCUGUAUAUGUGACUCAGAAAUGCUUUUGGUCAACUGCACUGGCCGUCUCCUGACCUCCGUUCCUGAUGCUAUCCCCAGAAAUGCUCAGCAUCUAAGCCUGGUGCGCAAUCGACUGAAGAGCCUAGCUCGUCGACAGUUCUCUGGAUUGGGACAGCUGCGAGAGCUCGAUCUUAGCGACAAUGUCCUCACUAUGAUUGAGGCUGAAGCUUUCCUUGGUUUGCAAAAGCUUCUAACAUUGCGGAUUUGCAGGAAUCGUUUGAAGAUCAUUCCAGUUGGGGUGUUUGCUGGACUACCCAGUCUCCGGCUGCUGGACAUAAGUGAAAAUGAGAUCCUGGUCUUCCUGGACUACAGCUUCCGUGAGAUGGUGUCUCUACAGCAGCUGGAGGCCAGUGAGAAUGACUUGGUGUUCAUCUCUAACAGGGCUUUCACGGGGCUGCUGAACCUGCAACAACUGCAUCUUGAUAGGUGUAAUUUGACCUCAGUGCCAUCUGAGGCCCUGUCCCAGCUCACUGGGCUGGUGCAGUUGCGGCUGUGUCGACUAAGUAUCACAGCACUGCCUAAUAACUCAUUCCAGAGACUGAGCCGCUUGAGGGAGCUUACGGUGUCUCACUGUCCCUGGCUGGGAACACUGGCAACCAACAGCCUAAUCGGGCUUAACCUCACCUCUCUCUCGCUAACCCACUGCAACCUGAGCACCAUUCCCUACACGCCAUUGCAUCACCUGGUCUACCUGCAAUACCUAGACCUCUCCUACAACCCCAUCACCUCCAUCAAGGGGCACCUUCUGGGGGAUCUGCUCAGACUGCAGGAGUUUCACCUGAUGGGAGCAGGACUGUUGCAGGUGGACUCUGGGGCAUUCCAAGGCCUGGCUUACUUUCGUCUGCUCAAUAUCUCAUCUAACAGACUAGUCACCCUGGAGGAGCCUGUCUUCCACUCACUGGGAUCCCUCCAGGUCCUGCGAUUAGAUGGGAACCCUCUGUCCUGUGACUGUAGAUUGUUGUGGGUGCUGCGCAGACAGCUGCAUCUAGACUUUGAUGGACGACCCCCUGUAUGUGCUGCCCCCGAGCAGGUGCAGGGUAGAACAUUCUGGGACUUCACAGAAUCUGAAUUGCCAGGGCUCUUCACCUGUCGACAAGCCCGAAUAUUGACUCGUAAACCUCAGGAUGUUCGAGUGGAUGAGGGUCACACAGUUCUGUUUUCCUGUCGGGCAGAUGGUGAUCCAGUUCCCUCCAUCACAUGGUUGAAUCCACAGCGCUCCAUUCUGUCUCCCACAGGCCGAAUUCGUGUGCUAUCCAAUGGAUCACUAGAAGUCCGUUAUGCCCAGGUCCAGGACAGCGGUUACUACCUGUGCUUAGCUUCCAAUGCAGCAGGAAAUGACAGUGUUUCGGUGAGCCUUCGUGUGCGGGGAUUCCCCUAUUCAUCACGCAACCGCACUUAUCCUUUCUUCUUGGAAGGUUGGAGCCUUCCCUCUGCUCAACCACCAAUCAACAGCUCAUCUCAGGGCACACAGCCAUUCCCAUUUGAAAUCAAAACUCUGGUGAUUGCUGUGACAAUGGGUUUUCUGUCAUUUCUGAGCUCAGUGGCCAUCUGCUUUGUGUUUAUGUUCCUCUGGAGUCAAAGUAAAGGGCAGAUAAAACACACGGCCACCAUUGACUUUGUGCCACGUAGUUCUGUGGGUGCAAGUGGUGGAGGGGGCACCAACACUGAAAUGGGUAGAUUCACCAUGAAACUCAUAUGA